This is a messenger RNA of Anopheles marshallii, 1089 nucleotides long. RefSeq names its product septin-1 (gene Septin1). Gene Ontology annotation, molecular function: molecular adaptor activity; GTPase activity; GTP binding. The transcript has 5 exons. Lineage: Eukaryota; Metazoa; Arthropoda; Insecta; Diptera; Culicidae. Gene Ontology annotation, biological process: cytoskeleton-dependent cytokinesis; regulation of exocytosis; cell division. Bases 1 to 1089 code for a protein of 362 amino acids. The record is from RefSeq and is a predicted model, not a curated record. Gene Ontology annotation, cellular component: synaptic vesicle; microtubule cytoskeleton; septin complex.
AUGCGGGACUUACGGUUACUUUGCAAAUCAUUUUCCAACAUGGAAUCGUCCAGUUAUGUCGGUUUUGCCAAUCUACCGAACCAGGUGCACCGAAAGUCGGUGAAGAAAGGGUUCGAGUUUACGCUGAUGGUCGUCGGUGAGUCUGGCCUCGGUAAAUCCACCCUGGUGAACAGUCUGUUCCUGAGCGAUCUCUACCCGGAACGUGUAAUACCGAAUGCUGUUGAAAAACAAAACAUGACGGUCAAGCUGGAUGCGUCCACGGUGGAGAUUGAGGAACGUGGCGUGAAGCUGCGGCUGACCGUUGUCGAUACGCCCGGAUUCGGUGAUGCUAUCGAUAAUAGCGAUAGCUUCAGUGCGAUCCUCGAGUACAUCGAUGAGCAGUACGAGCGGUUUUUGCGCGACGAAAGUGGGCUGAACAGACGUAACAUUGUGGACAACAGAAUACAUUGUUGUUUCUACUUUAUCUCACCAUUCGGCCAUGGCCUCAAACCACUCGAUAUUGAGUUUAUGAAGAAACUGCACUGCAAGGUAAACAUUGUGCCAGUGAUCGCGAAGGCGGACGUGCUGACGAAGAAGGAAAUCCAGCGCCUCAAGUGCCGUAUAAUGCAGGAGAUUGAAGAUAAUGGGAUCAAAAUCUAUCCACUACCCGAUUGUGAUAGUGAUGAGGAUGAGGACUAUAAGGAGCAAGUGCGCCAGCUGAAGGAAGCGGUCCCGUUUGCCGUGUGCGGAUCGACCACGCUGCUGGAGGUGAAGGGACGCAAGGUGCGCGGUCGUCUAUACCCGUGGGGUGUUGUCGAGGUGGAAAAUCCGGAUCAUUGCGAUUUCAUUAAACUUCGCACCAUGUUAAUCACUCAUAUGCAAGAUCUACAGGAAGUCACCCAGGAGGUCCAUUACGAAAACUAUCGCUCGGAAAGGUUGGCAAAAUCCGUUCGGAAAAAUACGAACUCGGUCAUUAAGGAAGAUACUGCCGUAACCGGUGGUGAAUCGCUGACGGAGAAGGAUCGAAUUUUGCGCGAGAAGGAAGAAGAGAUCCGCCGAAUGCAGGAAAAGCUCGCACAAAUGCAAGCCAAAAUUCAGGCACAGAAAUAA